AUUCAAAACCCUAGUCUAAACAAACGAAGGGCUUCAGCCAGUCUUCAAUCUUGUUCUCUCUCUCUCUCUCUCUCUCUCUCUCUCUGUGGCGCUCGCGUGAGGUUUUGACACACAGAAUCUACUCCGGCCAGGGUUUUCUCUACUUUACGGAGACACAAUGUCGAUGUCGAAGAGCUCCAAGAUGCUCCAAUACAUCAACUACCGCAUGCGGGUCACCAUCCAAGAUGGUCGCCAGCUCGUCGGUAAGUUCAUGGCCUUCGACCGCCACAUGAAUCUCGUCCUCGGCGACUGCGAGGAGUUCCGCAAACUCCCUCCGGCCAAAGGCAAGAAGAGCAACGAGGAGCGAGAAGACCGCCGCACCCUCGGCCUCGUCCUCCUCCGCGGCGAGGAGGUCAUCUCCAUGACCGUUGAGGGCCCACCGCCACAGGAAGAGUCACGUGCCAAGGCCGUGAGCGCCGCCGCCAUGGCCGGUCCGGGUAUUGGCCGCGCCGCUGGCAGAGGAAUCCCCACCGCUCCACUCACUCAGGCCCAGCCCGGUCUCUCCGGCCCAGUUCGCGGUGUUGGUGGGCCUGCACCCGGCAUGAUGCAGCCGCAGAUCUCCCGUCCGCCGGUGCCUCAGCUUUCGGCUCCGCCCAUGACCUAUCCCCCGGCUCCGGUUAUCCGACCUCCUGCUCAGAUGCCGGGGUUUCCAGGUCAGGCUCCGCCUCCUAUGUCUCGGGGACCUCCGCCGCAGGUUCAGCCACCGCAAUUCGCUGCUCGGCCCGGUGGUGCGCCGCCGCAGUAUCAGGUUCCGCCUCCUCAGUUUGGUCAGAGACCCAUGGGGCCUCCGCCUCCUGGGCAAAUGAUGAGAGGACCACCUGCUCCGCCUCGCCCUGGAAUGCCCGCCCCACCUCCGCCUCGUCCUGGAAUGCCACCUCCACCUGGUGGUGCCGUUCCUAUGUUUGGACCACCACGCCCUGGAAUGCCUCCUCCGCCAAAUCCUCAAAACCAACAGCAAAAUCAGCAACAAUGAUCGGUAUAUUAAAAGUGUUCUGAAUGUUUUCACUGUCUGCUGUCAUUUGCUGUCUCAGACUCGAUCACCAUUUUUAGUGGUUUGGACCAGUGCGAAUCAUUUUCUCCUCUUGUAUUUGGGAUUUUGUUGAUGUUAUGUUAGUAGAUAUUGUUAUGAUUUAGCACAGUAUGACCUAUAUGUUAGUACAACCCGAUGAUUAGAUCUUCAGUUAGCGCAAGUUGCCCCGUAUUUAUAUGUGACUCAGUCUUUGUCUUAUAUAAAAUUACAUUUGAGUUAUAUUAGAACGACAUGAUUGAAAGUA
This is a messenger RNA of Ziziphus jujuba (common jujube), 1313 nucleotides long. RefSeq lists its product as uncharacterized. Gene Ontology annotation, molecular function: RNA binding. The transcript has 2 exons. Gene Ontology annotation, cellular component: catalytic step 2 spliceosome; U1 snRNP; cytoplasm. The record is from RefSeq and is a predicted model, not a curated record. NCBI's taxonomy places the organism in Eukaryota, Viridiplantae, Streptophyta, Magnoliopsida, Rosales, Rhamnaceae. Gene Ontology annotation, biological process: mRNA splicing, via spliceosome. Bases 158 to 1012 code for a protein of 284 amino acids.